GCCCAAUUAGCUGUAUCGUAGCCAAAUGUAUGACCUAGAAAAGGUUCUAGUUUUGAUAUAACAAGUGGUCGUUUAUUGUCUUCCCUUCGUGCCAUUUAAAAAAAUUUGGCCAUUUCCAGGUGCCCGCCAUUCGACCGGCGUUUGUUUGGCGGCGAACCCAAAUAUCCUAGGAACCAAAUUUGUAUUCAGCGUGCGCCGGGUGCUGAAAGCGCCGGGCUACGGCGAGAAGCAACUGGUGUAAAUCGUUUUGCCGCCGCACGAGAAUCGUGAAAAAUGGCAUUCGAGCCUAGGGCAGAUGUAUUUAACGCCAACUACGCACUUCUAUGGGAGCCGUUGAAAAGUGUGCAGACAAGGAUAGAAGCCGCAAUCAUUCUUGGACAAGCAAACGCGUUGGAAGAAUUGCCGCAGCUUGUGCCAGCAGAGCGCGCCAAGUUUCUUUCAGUGCUCACUCAACCUCCAUGCAAUCAUGACCACAGAGAGCAUAUAAGGCAGCAUGCUACAAGUACCGGAAUCAGGACAACAGCAGGUGGAAGUAAUCCGUAUCGUGUUACCGAAGAUUUUGUACGGGAUACCCUCAAAGUGAGUGACGCACUGCAACUUGACGAAUUUCGAGCGGCCGAACUUGUUCUACGAGCGGAUAUACAAUUGCCAACAUUUCCGAACACUCCACGAGCCUGUGUUGCCGUCUGCCUCUUUUACGAUGGGCAACAAUCACUCGCUUCAUCACUCCAUCAUCUGGUUCGCAUCACGAGUGGACGAUCCUGGCACAGUAUGCUCCCACCUAACCUCGCAGCGAGGUUCAACAAUCAAAUGAUUGAUCUUAUGGUCCAGCACCAGCUAUUUUACCAUAUAAUGGACCGGCUGUCAAAUUUUAACGUUGCCGAUAAAAUUGGCGCCCUUGAAAAAGCUGGCCUCACAAGUGACAAUGCUAAGUUCCGACGUAUGUUAUCGAAGAGUAUCUACGAAAUCGAGGCCCUUCUCUGUGAAACUGUAUUCUACUGGUGUUCGCAACAGCCCGUCUCGGGGGAGCGUGCGACUGAACUGUUAAAUUUGAUUUCAGCAAAAUGCCAAACAACCCGAACUGGCUAUCUCAAUCGUCCGGGGUUGGUACUUCUAACCGGUUUGCUGAACGUUCUCAGUGCGCAUACCUUAACAGAGGCCAAUGCCGAUCCUAUGGCUUGUUGUCUGUUUCGUCAUCCGGAUAUGGCUGAUCGGCUUUUUCGUGUGAUGGAGGAGCGACAAGAAUUUAAGACUCCUGCUGUGAAGCCUAUAGUUAAACUGGCCAUAAGAACUGCUCUCCAUGGCAUUGAAGUGGCAUACACCCAUAAUGGUGAGAUUCCGGCACAAAUUCAACAAUUGCUACCAGAUAAUUCGAAAGAGCUUGAUACGAUUAUAAAAGACAAGGUAUUCCGUCACAUGGUUGAGCUUAUCGGGCCUCCACAGUGUACAGUUCAUACGGACCUAUUUUUCAUGAGCGCUUGGCAUAACCUUAUAACUGAUAUCAUCGUUAAACAGCAGCCCAGAAUGCGGUUUCUUCGGAUGCAGGGUGAACACAAUGGCCGUCUCUCUGUUAUGUAUCAAAAUGAGCACGGUGUGAAUCCACCUGAGGGUGACGAAAGCUUUCAGCAUUUACUGGAAUUUUUGUCAUUGCUCUAUCUCGAUUCGGACGGUAUGCGCACAGCUACCUUCGCCACCCCUCUGAUAGAAGAAUUCUGGUCGCAGGAAACGACCGCUAACACCCAUGGCCGUCCCACUCCCCGACUCAUUGCUCUGUACAACUUUGCCAUUCUUCAACGAGAGUUCACCGGUGCUAUGCCAGGCAACCUGUACAUACCAUACUGUCAAAUGUUGGCAACAAUUUGCCAAAGUCACAAAGCGGCUUCUGUUUGUUAUAACGUCUUACGCAACCAGCAAGGCCCGGCUACAGUGACGUUCGACCACAUCUUCAACAUGCUCCACAUAAUCCAUCAGAAACUUCGUACCGACGAUGUGUCGAAAGGCCAGGGUGCUCAGUUGAAUGCCCAUGAGGUGCGAGGACUUUGUGCUGCACUCGAUUUGAUAGCGGCCCUCAUCCGCCAUGCAGAACAUGCCCGUGCUGCCCUUGCAGAUCAUCCUAAUUAUAAUGCAGUUGUUUUGUUUGUUGCGUUGCUAGGAUGUUCAUUGCCGAUUCAGUUCAAAGCCUCAUGCGUGGAUGUUCUCACAGCAUUUGCUAGCACCCCGGAUGGUGCCCUACGGGUGUGGCAGCUGAUGGAAGCGGCUAAACUCGUACCGACGACGACUUACGUCAACGUUCAUCCACAACCCGGUAUGCAGAUGGACCUCGAAGAGGCUGAGAGUCGUGCUGGCUUCUAUCCUGUAACAAUUGCGUUUUUACGACUGCUUGACACGCUCACCAAUCGGCCACUACCGAUUAUUGUGGGCGGCCCAGUAUUUAAGAGUGGCUUUGAUCCAUACAUGAAUUACCUUCGUGAUUCGGUAUUCCUCAAAUUCCUCAACCGGUCGUACAACCGACCGGAAGAACGCUGGAUCGUUGCGUCCCUCUGUCUCAAGGUGAUGGAGAAAGUUUUGCGAAAAUUUAGUUGUGUGUCAGAUAACGUUCUGUUCAAUGAUUCGACAACACUCAUCGUGAAAAACACGACUGAGAAUGGCGCCUAUCUCGCCUACAAUCUUCUUGGACAUCUGAUGCAGAACGGCCCACUGUUACGGUUAAUUCUGAAGAUCAUUGUCGAGGGUAUUUUUGUGGUAGACAGCGAUGAGAACGUGCCCGAACAGAAAGAACUGGAAACUGCAAUCCUUCUUGCACUCCGUAUCAUACAGCAAGCGCUUAUCCAACAAGAGAACUUCCUGUGCGAAGUGCGCAACUCGAACUCAGCCCUGAUCGUCUCUCAGCUUGACGUUUUGCUAAAGGGUGUCAAUCCGCGAACGAAUCGGGCGGACUAUUGCGCGUCGUUCGGUAAAAUCGUUGGGUACUUCGAAGAACUCCCACAGCAGGCGCUUGCGGCGGCUCGCAUCCUUCUACUGUUGACACGAAAAAGCGCUCUUGCUGAACAUUUGGCAAAGGCGUUCACGAUGACGACGAACGAAGAAUUUACAGCUAUAUUGAACGGAUUUGUUGGCGCCCUCGACCUGCCCGCUUACGAAGAGCCGCCUCCGGGAAAAGAAUCUGAUUGGUCCGAGAACCAACUUCGCACAGCAAUAGCCCAGACAAUACUUCGCAUUAUUCAGCAGUGUCUCGAACAUCAUAGUGUACCAAACGUAGCCCAUCUACUGCUUGGCUUCAGUCUGACCCGGCCACUUUCGGAGACGCAGCUCCAGCCGCCCGGCGUUUACGGCACGCAGAAAAACUGCCUUCACAACACCGUACUUCUGCUCCAGUUGGCUGCGGAAAUGCCUGCAACCUUCAGCGCGUCCCUGAUUGAACUAUGCUUCAAGCUCGUUUAUCAGGUUUGCUAUAAUGUGCAUACCAGCAAAGCGACAAUUCACUAUAUACGAAGCGCGACAAACUUUUUCCAGCGCCAUCUUGAUUGUUUCCCGACUGUUCACGGUGAUAGUGGGGGUGGGAUGCUCGCGAGCAAGAUUCUUAUGCAACAGUGCUGGCUACUGAAAGUAAUCGCAAUUGAUCUGCGAUUGUCUGCCGAACAUAACGUGGGUCAUAUGAGAAAAAUUGUCCGCGUACUUGUCAACGAUGAGGGCGCAGUUGAUGGAAUGCAAAGACCCCUGAGGAGAAAACUGCUGAGCAUUCUAGAUGAGAUCAUCAAGGUGUCCAUACCGACGGUUAAAGCUCCGUACUUUGUCCAUUUUGACAAAGCAGAAGUAGAUCGCCUUCUUCAGGGAUGCCAUUAUUCAGAGAAUCCAGAUGGGCCCGUACUCGUGGAUAUAUCUGCACUUCAUGAUUAUUUGGCUCUAGAGAAAAUCACCGAAGCUGUUAACAUAUCUGGUAGCGUUGAAGCUCUAAAUAGGGAAAUUGCAGAGAUAAUCAAAACUGCCGUCCUCACGAACGCCAAAAACCGAUUCGAGUAUGCACGAAAAACAUGCUUAAACGCGUGGCGCCAGGUAGCCGGUACAAUUGUCGUUGCUAGCACCACGGAAGCGCUAGGAGGCGAAGCAAAAAUGAGGUUCUUACUUGAAGUGUCCACAGAGCUGCUUGCGUUGAUCAACGAUCCGCUCAAGUGCGGCGAUUCAGUUACACAGCUUUCUGAGGUGGUACUCAUUAACAUGAGGGCGUUGGCAGAACUCAUCAAAUAUUUUGGUAGUCACAGCCGCAUUUUCGAAGAAGAUGAGUCGAAUGCCAACGGCAUCGGAGCCACGAUUGAAGUAAACGCCUAUGCUGGACAACUGCUGGACAUCGUUCGCUCGUUACUUGACGCUUUAAUGAGGCACCCGAUCAGUAAACAGCUAGCUCGCAGCAACCUGUACGCUUCGCUCCUCAAUAUUCUAAAAAUUGCCAAAGUUCCCAAUGACGAGGAAAUUACUGGCGCUCGAAGAUCAGUUGGAGAGCGUGCGCUCAACACAAAUGACGCACAUGAGAAACUGCAAAGAUCUACUACAGACAAAAUCAAUUCGUACGGUGAUACGUUUAGGGAAGUGGUAUGUCGAGAUGUGUGCUCCGGCCAUACGGUCAUUCGCAUGGUAGCGUUGUCGCUUAUUGACGACGUUCUAUCAACCGACUAUACCGGAGCCUGGCUCGACUACAUCAGCCGCAAAGGUUACCUAACCCAUUUGAUCGAAAGCUUGGUGCAGGACGAUCGUGAGAUGGUCACACUACUCGAACGGGGCGGGGGCGAUGACAAACCAAUUCUUCUUUUCGUGUCGAAAGUAAAUGUUCUGCAGCGGGUAUCGAAGUGUGAACGUGGCGCUCGCAUGCUGCUGGACUCGGGCCUAAUCAACAAACUCACCGAACUAGGCUCGUUCCAGCGCCGUCCCGCCAACCCUACUCAAGGUGUGUUAACUGGCGCCGUCCUUUCCAACAGCCGAAGUGAGUUGUACCAGAAAAUGUUUGCGCCCGUCAUGCAACUCCUCUGCGCUAUAUCUUCCGCAGUAAAAUGCAACAAUCAGGACUGUAUCAGUCAAUUACAGAAUUUCCUAAUGGCCCAUAGCGAUAUCUUCAUCGUCAUCCUUCAGCAGAGACAUAACGAUGAUGUGAGUGAGUCGGCGUUAACGGAGAUGGCUUACACAUGCAAGGUGGUUGCUAGAGCGGGAUCACAUCUUGUCGGCGAUGUUCACCAGGGCCGGAUGCACCGAAUGCACGAAACUAUGUUGGCGAUUUUGCCGUGGGCGAUCGAACUGAACAUAAACGUCAAGUUAGAGACUAUUCGACUCGAGAUCAUUGAAAGCAUUUUGCAUUCUUGUGCUGACCUCCUCGCGCCCACGAUCUACGACCGCAAGGCGUGUUAUCUAUUGUUCGGUCCGAACAUAAUGGCGGCGAGCGAUACGCCACAACGAUACAACGUAGGCCAACGCGGCCAGGAGCCAAUUAGCCCGUUGCGACUCGGUUUACUUGUUUAUUCGCUGACAACCUUCGUCCAAAAUCUACAGCGGGCGACUGAACAAAAGAAGAACAAAUUCCAGAAGCUGGAAAAAGUCAACGAAUUAACCGCAGUUGAACUGAAAGAGAUGCUGCCAGAAGAUACCCGAAACGUUCCUUUAAGCACGUCGCUACAGAAGAGCAUCGUACGCGAUUUUCUUGCUAAUGAGGUGAAAAUGCUCAAUUGCCAGGUUGGUCUGAUGGCGUCCAUCAUCGAACAGAUGAUCUAUAUUCUGUGGCGGCAUCUGGAAUUCUACUUGCUGCAUUACAUCCCGCCGCACGAAACGACACUGGAACAGUUGACUCGCAGUGGGGGCGACCAUAGGGGCUCACUGAUUCCUGGUAAAGGUGUGGGACCAGCCAUCACCAGCGAAGAAAUUGAGGCGAUGCGGGCUUCGUUGAGAACCGUGUUUACUGAUAGCUAUUUCCGUCGACUAAAUCAGGCACAACUGAUUAUUGAAAACGAAAAACUCAGCACACAGAAAUUCAUCGACCCAUCUGUUCGGCGACUCAAAGACUUAACGCGGUAAUCGACAACUGAACUGGCUAGUUACGGCCUUCCAGAUGUUCCAGCGAAGUAUCUUCAAUCCUAUAGAUGUUUAUAUAAACCACGGUUUUUUCUUUCAAAAUGAAAAAGCAGUCCACCUGUUUGGAAGAGAAAGCAGCGGGCAUCACCAUCGAAACAGCCCUGGUGUUUAGGAAUGCACAGUCUACUUUCAUUAUUCUCUAUGGCGGCCCGUGUAUUUCCCCAUGGGUAGAGGCCACGCUAUAAUUUCGAUACGUCCGACUUGACGUAUAUAGAAGCUUCCAUGAUAAAUAUCGCUGUGGUGGAAGCGACAAUGCCAAAAUCGACACCCGAAACGUAUGUGUGUGCUUUGCAACUACUGACACAUAAAGGUAGACAACAAAAAUAAUGUCGGUCAUUGACGGUGAGUUGUUUGGACAGCGUCAACGAAAUAUCGGAGUUGAUUUCGUAUGUUAUAGAUAAUUAUGAAAUUAUUAUAAUAAACGAACGUUUAACUAAGAGUUAGGGAAAAUAUGAAUCGGAUCAUGUUUUGACUGAGCGAGAGUAAGCAAUAGUGUGGCCGAAUAUGAAGUCGCAUAUUGAUUCCGUGUUGAUCAUAAUAAGUUAUUAAGUAUGUAGCAAGAAUACCUCAUUUGAGAAAUUACCCUUAUGCUAGCUUCGGCAAAUAAUAAACGUACAAAUGAAAAAUAUACGUCGAAAAUUGUAUCAAACUAGAAAAAAAAUGAACUGGCAGCUAACGGAGCCAGUUCAAAGAAUAGAUAGAAGAAUAAAUAGAAAUUGAAUAUCCUCGUGCUAUCGGUUUUUCAUGUAUAUAUAUAAAACUAUAAAGUAUAUACAUAUAUAAUGAUAUGUAUGUUAUCAACAGUCCUACGUUCCGAUACGUUUUUAUGGCUAUUUCACAUAAUAAUGCAUAAUAAAUGUAAUGCCAUGUAUAUUUAAGAAAGUAAUGUGGGA
Molecule: messenger RNA, 7004 nt
Organism: Varroa destructor (honeybee mite)
Lineage: Eukaryota; Metazoa; Arthropoda; Arachnida; Mesostigmata; Varroidae
Gene: Nup205
Product: nuclear pore complex protein Nup205
Biological process (GO): nuclear pore organization
Cellular component (GO): nuclear pore; nuclear pore inner ring
Molecular function (GO): structural constituent of nuclear pore
Source: RefSeq, a predicted model, not a curated record